Cryptococcus amylolentus CBS 6039 is the source of this 1326-nucleotide messenger RNA. RefSeq names its product ADP-ribosylation factor 6. NCBI's taxonomy places the organism in Eukaryota, Fungi, Basidiomycota, Tremellomycetes, Tremellales, Cryptococcaceae. Gene Ontology annotation, cellular component: cytoplasm. The coding region runs from base 273 to 821 and encodes 182 amino acids. The transcript is spliced from 6 exons. Gene Ontology annotation, molecular function: GTPase activity; GTP binding. Gene Ontology annotation, biological process: vesicle-mediated transport; intracellular protein transport. The record is from RefSeq and is a predicted model, not a curated record.
CGCGCUAUGGACCAUUUGUUGUUGCACAGACCCGUGCCCUCUCCUACCUCACAACCCUCCCUCUCCCCCACUUUUCUCUUCAUCUCUUUCAUCAACGAUCCAGCUUUUAUUUCGCUCCUUUACACCCCUCAAGCAUCAACUCAAGAGACAGACUUGAGCAACGGUCAAGAAGGAGAGGGAUAAGGAAAAACAACAAGGCGAUCAAAGCGCGCGCCCCUACGACUCUAUAAGGACAAGAAAGAAAGACAGAAGGAUUAGGAAGGGAAGACAAGAUGGGCGGUCAAUUGAGUAAAGCGCUUGGCAAAUUGUUUGGGAACAAGGAGAUGCGGAUUUUGAUGCUGGGUCUUGACGCUGCGGGAAAGACUACGAUCCUGUACAAACUCAAACUGAACCAAAGCGUCACCACCAUCCCCACCGUCGGGUUCAACGUCGAGACGGUUACGUAUAAGAAUGUCAAGUUUAAUGUUUGGGACGUAGGCGGCCAAGACAAGAUCCGCCCCCUCUGGCGGCACUACUACACCGGCACCCAGGGCCUCAUAUUCGUCAUCGACUCCAACGACCGGGACCGUAUCGACGAGGCCCGCGGCGAGCUGGAGCGGAUUUUGAGCGAUAGGGAGAUGAGGGAGUGUCUGUUGAUGGUUUUUGCGAAUAAGCAGGAUUUGCCGGGUGCCAUGUCGCCGGCAGAAGUCACAGAAAAGCUGGGGUUGCAUAGGAUGAAGGACAGGAGUUGGUAUGUGCAUCCUAGUUGCGCAACGACAGGCGAAGGGUUAUUCGAAGGUCUUCAAUGGUUGAGCCAGAACGUCAAGGGGACGAAAUCAUAGAACCACCCCCUUCCCCUCCCUCGCUUCUUCCACAAUCCCUCGCCAAUCCCUCGUCGAUUUCUCGCACCAUUCCAAACGCCGUCCUCCCUCACAUUGUCUUACUGUCCCCAUCCAACCGGUCCGAGCUUUGUAACGCCCCCCCACCCCACACCCCACACACCCCAACUCCUCGGCUUAACCUGCGAUGGGAUCUCCAGUAUACCCCCAUAUACCCCUUUCUGCGCCCCCUUGCGCCCCUUGCGUUUGCGUCUAUGCCUGGGAUACGGCUCUAUAUCCCUCCCCAUCGCUUUCCUUCUUCAAUUCCUUCUUUCAAACUCAAUCAUCUGUGUUCUGUUUCUAUACAUUUGCUUUCCCUCUCUCCAUUGGUGAAAAGCAAGAGUUUUAAUAAGAGUUUUCUUGUCCUUUCUUUCUUCUAUACAGCUUGUUCUUUUUACCGGUGCAUUCAUUUUUCUGGCUCUCUAUACGUAUACCCCAAAGAUGAGAUGAAGUAUGAAAAUAAAAAAAA